GCGGGUGAACCUGCCGAGUGGCUGCCGGAGCAAUGAAGCCAGCUGGGUACCGACUCGGACCGAAGCGCCGCCUUCCUACCGGCGAGGUGACAGCUGACGGUUUUCACACUUUGUUUUCAAAGUUUUUUUUUUUAAUUCGAAAUAACAUUUGACGCCAAAGAGGGAAACGUACAGUGAAGUGACAUGGGUGCUGAAGUGGACCCGGCGGUGUCCUCUGGAUGUUGCGGUAGUUCUGCGACCCAUACCGGGCUUGACUGCUUGCUGUGGACACGCUGCUUGUUUCUGCGUGGGAAAUGAUUCGCCGUGGAGAAGAAGAAUAAAGAUAACGUUUUUAUUUUAUUUUUUUUAUUUUAUUUUAUUUUACCGCUUUACUGUGAAAUCCAUCCAUCAAGUGUUAUUUUCUAGGACCUGCUGUGGACCGUGUUGUGGACUGUGUUGCUUCCCGGUGCCAUGGGCUGCAUCCAAAGCAUCAGGUGCAAGCCCAAGACUUUUCGUGACAGCAUCGCCGUCCUGGAGGUGAACGCUUCCAUCGACUCCAACCCCACCAGCAUCGACGAGUCCUCCGGCGUGGUCCUGCGCUACCGGACGCCGCACUUCCGCGCCCAGGCCCGGGUCCUGGUGCCGCCAGUGGCCGGUAAAGAGACGUGGACCGUCGGUUGGAUUCAAGCUUGUAACUACAUGGAGUUCUACAACACGUAUGGCAGCAAAGGGAUGUCCAGUUGGGAGCUCCCUGAUCUCCGCGAUGGAAAGAUCCAGGCCAUCAGCGACUCAGACGGUGUCAACUACCCCUGGUACGGGAACACCACGGAGACCUGCACCAUCGUAGGUCCCACCAAGAAGGACAGCAAGUUCACCGUGAGCAUGAAUGACAAUUUCUACCCGAGCGUCACCUGGGGCGUGCCGGUCAGCGACAGCAACGCGCCUCAGCUCAGCGGCAUCCGCCGAGACCAGAGCUUCACCACCUGGCUGGUGGCCAUCAACCAGGCCACCUCGGAAACCGUCGUGCUGCAGACCAUCCGCUGGAGGAUGCGGCUUCACAUCCAGGUGGACCCGGAGAAGCCUCUGGGUGAAAGGGCGACUCUGACCCAGCCGGUCGCCCAAGAACAGCCGCAGAUUUUAGGCAAAAACGAGCCCAUCCCGUCCAACGCCAUGGUCAAGCCCAACGCCAACGAUGCGCAGUUGCUCAUGUGGCGGCCCGACGUCGGGGACCCUGUGUUGGUCAUCCCACCUAAAUACUGACCGCACACUUUCCAUGCUGGGACGUCAUUUUUUUUUUUAUGUUAAAAACCGACACCAGCUGUGAUGACUUUAGGGACGAAACAAAAAAACACAACCAUUCUACCUUGAAUCGGGGUCGGGUCUCACUGUGCGAAAUGAAGUCACUGACUUCAAUUUGGGUUUGUGUGGAUUUCUAUUAUUUCAGUCACCACGACUGAGCGUUGAUUUUUUUUUGUUUUUAUUCAUAAGCUGCGAGUGUCCACUUUUGUAUUUGCGUGUCAGUGUGCGGAUCCUUUUUGUUUAUUUUUUAAGCCUAUCACAAGAUGUUCAAAUCCAUGCUGCCUUACAUUUACACCGCUCUCUCUACUCCGAAACCCUUGAGCCUUAAACUAAGUGCAAUGCAGUGUUUUUGUUUGCCCCCCUACCCCGUCCGUGUCUUCCUUGCAUUUUUUUUUGGUGCCGCAUUUGUGGGUCCGGAACAGAAACUUGUGUAAAAGGGAAGAAAGUUGAAGCUUCUACAACUUAAAAAAAGAAAGUUAGUGUUUAACACGCUGAACUGUCAUGUAAAAAAAGAACGAGGACAUUCCAUGGGCCAAACGGCUUUGUGGCGCCCCCUAUUGGUUGUGGUCAAUUAGUUGUGCUUGAUCGCGCUUUUUAAAUUUUACACACAC
This is a messenger RNA of Nerophis lumbriciformis (worm pipefish), 1889 nucleotides long. RefSeq names its product family with sequence similarity 78 member Ab (gene fam78ab). Lineage: Eukaryota; Metazoa; Chordata; Actinopteri; Syngnathiformes; Syngnathidae. The record is from RefSeq and is a predicted model, not a curated record.